This is a messenger RNA of Psylliodes chrysocephalus, 1485 nucleotides long. The record is from the annotation of a GenBank genome assembly. Lineage: Eukaryota; Metazoa; Arthropoda; Insecta; Coleoptera; Chrysomelidae.
AUGAAAAUAGGAUCCGAAGACCGGCAAUGCGUGGUGCACAGAGGAAAAGGCAUAGGAGGCACUUCGUUAAUUAAUCAACUCAUUUACAGUAGAGGCAACCCCACGGAUUACGACACUUGGGCGGAAAUAGUCGGCGAUCCCAGUUGGCGGUACGAAAACGUUUUGGAGUUCUUUAAAAAAUCGGAAGACUUCCACAAGACCAAUCCAGACGCUCCCGUAGAUUGGGAAUACCACGGAAGAGACGGGAAUUUAUAUACGAACUUCCACAUACCGCCAUCGAAUUUUACUAAACUAUUUCUACAAGCUAAUAAAGAAUUCGGUAAAAACAUCACCGACUACAACGGUAAAGAACAACUAGGCGCUACCAUCCUGCAAUUGAACACGAAAGCGGGCAAACGCUUCGAUCAAGCAUCAGCUUUCAUCAAACCACUCACUAUGCGGCACAACUUGAUCGUUUCGGAAGGCAGCUACGCGAUUAAAAUUGAAAUUAACACCAACACCAAAACAACUACAAGCGUAUUAUUCACGAAAAACAAAAAGACCUACAGAGCUAAAGUCAAUUUAGAGGUUGUAUUAUCAGCAGGGGCGAUAUCGUCACCGCAGCUAUUGAUGCUGUCUGGUAUUGGGCCAAAGAAUCAUCUAAAGAUUAAACAUAUACCGUUGAUACAAGAUCUUGAAGUCGGUUCGAGGUUAAAAGACCAUAUUUUCUGUCCGUUAACGUUUUCAUCGAACUUAACUUCGCCUGAAGAGGCUUUAACGCAAGAAAUUAAAGAGUAUAUUAGAGGAUUCGGUGACUUGACAGCUGGUAAUCCUUUAGACGCUGCUGGUUGGUACAAAACCGAUUUCGAAAAAAAUCCCAGCUACCCAGAUAUAGAAAUAAUACCGACAACAAGCGCCGAGACAGAGCUAGGAAGGAAGUUCUUAUCCUGGAACCAAGAAACUUGGAACGAUAUCAAUAAUAAUAAAGUAAACGAUCCUUUCGGACUUAGCGUGGUUUUAUUACGAACCAAAUCUGCAGGAUCGGUCCGUUUAAAGAACGGAAAUCCUUAUAAUUAUCCGGAUAUCGAUUCCAAUCCUUUAAGCGACGUCAAAAGCAAGGAUAUCAAAACUUUGUACCAGGGUAUAAAACUGGCAUUGAAAGUCAUCGAAAUGCCCACGUUUCGAAAGAUCGAUGCAAAAUUAAGAGUUACGCGUUUGAAUGCUUGUUCGAACUUUCGAUACCUGUCUAAUCGAUUUUGGUAUUGCUAUAUAAGGCACAUGUCGAUACCAGCCUUUCAUCCUGUGGGCACGUGUCCGUCUGGACGUGAUCCCGGCGAGGCGGCCGUGGUCAAUGGGAAUUUGAACGUAUUCGGGGUUAAAAAUUUGAGAGUGGCCGAUGCUAGCGUGAUACCGUUUACUUUCUCUGGACAUCCGAACGCCAUUUGUACUAUGAUCGGGGAAAAAUUGUCUGAGGCUAUCAAAAUUGAUUAUAAAAUUUAUUCAUAA